Molecule: messenger RNA, 534 nt
Organism: Komagataella phaffii GS115
Lineage: Eukaryota; Fungi; Ascomycota; Pichiomycetes; Pichiales; Pichiaceae
Exons: 2
Coding region: 1-534 (177 amino acids)
Biological process (GO): mitochondrial electron transport, succinate to ubiquinone; tricarboxylic acid cycle
Cellular component (GO): membrane
Molecular function (GO): succinate dehydrogenase activity; electron transfer activity
Source: RefSeq, a predicted model, not a curated record
AUGUUUCGUCAAGGAUUAGGACUAGUCAGACGUAAGUCUCUCUCAAGGACCACCUCCCCAGCUCUCAAUAGAGUCGCUCAAUAUCAGCUUAUCCGUAAUGUGAGUACUGUUAAGGCCAGUCAUGAUGAAGAACAAGAGAUCUUAGUUGCUCAGCGUAAGGUGAGACCUUCCUCUCCUCAUUUGACUAUUUACGCUCCCCAACUCACCUGGAUACUUUCCUCCUUCCAUCGUAUCACCGGUGUUGGUUUGGCUGGUGGUUUCUAUGCAUUAACUUGUGGUUACGCUGCUGCCAACCUCCUAGGAUACGACUUUACCUCUGCUGAUAUUGUUGGUUUAUACUCACAACUUCCCGAAUACAUUAAGUACAGUGUGAAGGCUAUCGCUGCUUACCCAUUUGUGUUCCAUAUUUCUAACGGACUUAGACACUUAGUAUGGGACUUUGGGAAAGAGUUGACUAUUCCAGGAGUUUAUCGUACCGGUUACGCUGUCUUAGCCAGUACUGCUUUGGUAGCCACUGGAUUGCUGUUUUUGUAA